AUUCUGGUUAUUGCGGGAAGGAGAUGGUUGGAUGAGAUCAACGGAAGAGUCUAUCAAUGGCGAGCACGACUACUACUACUGUCAUUAUUCCUUCCUCUCUCUUUCUCAAAACCAGGUCUCUAUUUCACCAUUAUCAAAGCUCAUGUUCUUCUUUCAAAUUCGACAUCGAAAAGCGUGCUCUCGGUCUUUGCUCGGCCAAGAAGAAACCCGGUUUUAUGGAUCAAAUUCUUGAUUACAUCGAAGGGGGUCCCAAGUUAAGGAAAUGGUAUGGAGCACCCGAGAUUCUCCCAAAAGAUGCAUCCAUUGUUGAAGACGAUGAUCAAUCAGAAGAAGAAGAAGAAGUUAGAGAUGCGGUUUUGGUUACUGAUGGAGAUAGCGAAAUAGGCCAGAUGGUAAUAUUGUCCUUGAUUGUCAAAAGAACUCGGGUUAGAGCACUAGUGAAGGAUAAGCGGGCUGCUCUUGAAGCCUUUGGAACUUAUGUUGAGUCAAUGUCUGGAGAUGCAAGUGACAGACCAUUUCUAAAGAAAGCUCUAAGAGGAGUUCGCACAAUAAUAUGCCCGAAUGAAGGUUUCUUAUCAAAUGUUGGGGGCUUGAAAGGGGUUGAACAUGUAAUUCUCUUAUCUCAGUUGUCUGCUUAUGGAGGUGCUAGUGGCGUUCAAGCUCUCAUGAAAAGCAAUGCGCGGAAAUUGGCUGAGCAAGAUGAAUCGAUGCUGAGGACCUCAGGAAUCCCUUACACCAUCAUUAGGGCCGGGUCCUUACAAAGCACUCCAGGUGGACAGCAAGGUUUUAGCUUUGAAGAGGGUAGUGCUGCGAGGGGAAAUCUUAGCAAGGAGGAUGCGGCCUUUAUUUGUGUGGAAGCUGUUGAGGCAGUCCCACAAAGAGGAUUCAUGUUUGAGGUGGUCAAUGGAGACGAGAAGGUUUCAGAUUGGCAAAAUCGUUUGGCUAAAUUGAUAGAGAAAGCAGACCAGAAGCUUCAGUAAUCACACCCAAACAACGUACAAAGAGGUGCCACUCGUUUAUUUUGACUUCUCUGGUAAUGCUCUCGUGGAGUGGUAUGCAUGUGAUGAGAAUAAAAGGGUGUAAAAGCGAGUUUGUUUUGAACAGAGCUGCUUACCUAUUCAUUCACGAUAGGUAAGAGUGACGAUUCAGAAAACACCACAAGGACUUGUGCUAAAUUUCUGGUUUCAAGUAGCUGUCAAAGCCCACCGCACAAGAUCUAGCAGGCUACGUCAACCAUUUCUUUUUCUUAUUUAAACUUAAAUGCGUCCCUCUUGUGUCUGAGAAAUCAUGAAUCAUGAUCUUGUUAUCGAGUUUCUUUACGUUCUUUAUCAUCAUCACAUGACAGUCCUAAAAACGAAAGCACGAGACUCGAGAGGUAAUCUCUUGCAACUAUAAGUUGUGUAUAUAUAUAUAUAUAUAUAAGUUGCAACUAUAAUCAUGUCUGAA
Juglans microcarpa x Juglans regia is the source of this 1446-nucleotide messenger RNA. RefSeq lists its product as uncharacterized. The coding region runs from base 57 to 980 and encodes 307 amino acids. The record is from RefSeq and is a predicted model, not a curated record. NCBI's taxonomy places the organism in Eukaryota, Viridiplantae, Streptophyta, Magnoliopsida, Fagales, Juglandaceae. Gene Ontology annotation, cellular component: chloroplast. The transcript has 9 exons.